This is a messenger RNA of Ipomoea triloba (trilobed morning glory), 903 nucleotides long. RefSeq names its product auxin-responsive protein SAUR36-like. Bases 140 to 670 code for a protein of 176 amino acids. The transcript has a single exon. The record is from RefSeq and is a predicted model, not a curated record. Gene Ontology annotation, biological process: response to auxin. Lineage: Eukaryota; Viridiplantae; Streptophyta; Magnoliopsida; Solanales; Convolvulaceae.
UAAAAGCUUUCGGCCAAUUCAAAAUAAGAAAGCUAGCUGGGAAUCUCUCCCUUGCAAAAUCCAACAGACGGAAUCAACAAUCUACAUAAGACCAUUCCUACAAUUGUUGUCAAAGCUUUCUUAUUCUGUGUGAAUUAAUAUGAGAAGAGCUAGAGGUUUCAGGAUUGGGCGGAAGCUGGUCGGGGUUUUCACGUGGGUCAUUCACCGGAGGGCGAAGCCGGGCGGCUCUUACCGGCUGCUGGAACCGCGAAGCUCCGCCGCGGACGGAGGAGCGCUUUCUAAGCUGCGGCGGAGCUUGGGGGGUUUGUUGAAACGGCGUCGUCCGGGUCCGGGUUAUGUUCGGGUCGGGCAAGAAGCGGCGGAGGAGAAGAGAGGCGUGGGUGUGCCGAAGGGGCACCUGGCGGUGUACGUGGGGGAGAAGGAAGACGGCGCGGCGGCGGCGGCGGCGGCGCGUAGAGUGGUGGUGCCCGUCAUCUACUUUAACCAUCCGCUGUUCGCGGAUUUGUUGCGGGAGGCGGAAACGGUGUACGGGUUCAAUCACCCCGGUGGGAUCCAGAUUCCUUGCCGGAUAUCGGAGUUUGAGAAUGUGCAGUCCAGAAUCGCCGCCACGGGCGGUGGUGACGGCUGCAACUUCCGGCGGCGGAGCUGGAGACACAGAAUCAAAUGGUGAAGUGGAUCGACGGUCUUGAUAAUUUCGUAGGAUUAUUCUAGGAUUCGUUUGGUAGUAAGUAGUUACUGCCUCUCCGGCCGGUUUUCUCUUGUUUUUUUUUUUUUUCUUCAUGCGAGUGGAAGAUUUUCUUGUACAAAACUUUACCUGCCAAACCAACCGCAACGAACCCAAAAAGAAAAUAAGGAUGUAUUUGAAAACUAUGAAAAUGAAUUCAUCAGGAAAAUGUAUUUUCA